GUGUGUGUCAGUGUGUGUAGUGACUCAGUUGCUCACGGUCAUGUGAGGCUUAUUAGUCGCUUAGCUUCUGAUGAUCCAUUGUUAAAAGAAAGAUUCCAGUCCAUGCCUAACAGUUUCAGGCAGUGGUAGAACGGAGGCUGGAUCUUGCCUGCCACUGCCACCAACCACUACUGAACCACAACGCUUCAUGAGCGGCAGUGGGCCGUGGCAUCCUCGGCGAAUCUCAGCCGCAGCUGUAUCAUAUCGAUCCUCGCCUCUCGCCGGCAGCCGGCCGGGAGCUCACGGCGGGGCAGACGGGUCCGGUCUGCUAUGGCUCCGGUCACUGGUCAGGCGCGCUGCCCAGCGCAUCCUCCUCGCCCUCGCCCUCGGCUGCCGCAACCGGCCGUCGCUGCCGGAGUCGCCGCCACUUCCUCCAGCUGCUGCGGAUAUCGCCGCCGCCUACACGCGCCCCUCCGCGCGCCGAUGGCCGCCGCGGACCCGCCGCCGCGCGGGGAGGCCGCGCCCGCGCUGAAGCGGAGCGCCAGCAUCGACCGGAUACCGGCGGACGCGCGCCGCAUCCUGCACCGCCUCGCCGGGGACCUCUGGGGCGGCGACGUGGACCCCGGCGCGCUGGCCGUGUCCCAGCUCAGGGGCGCCAUGACCAACGAGGUCUUCCGGAUCACCUGGCCCGGCGGCGAGGCCGAGGGCAACGGCCCGCGCAAGGUGCUCGUGCGCAUCUACGGCCGGGGCGUCGAGGUCUUCUUCGACCGCGCCGACGAGGUCCGCACCUUCGAGUGCAUGUCGCGCCACGGCCAGGGGCCCCGCCUCCUGGGCCGCUUCGCCAACGGCCGCGUCGAGGAGUUCAUCAACGCCAGGACCCUCUCCGCCGCGGAUCUGCGCGACCCGGAGAUGUCCGCGCUGAUUGCCAGGAAGCUGCGCGAGUUUCACGAUCUCGACAUGCCUGGACCUAGGGACGUGUCAUUGUGGCAGAGGCUCAAGCGGUGGCUUGGGGAGGCUCGUGACAGGUGUUCUGAGGAAGAGUCUAACCAAUUUCAGCUGAAUAAACUAGGUGAUGAGAUUUCAGUGCUGGAGAAGACGCUCUCGGGGCUCCAACAGUCAGUAGGAUUCUGCCAUAACGAUCUGCAGUAUGGAAAUAUUAUGAUAUAUGAAGAGACCAGACAAGUCACCUUGAUAGACUAUGAAUAUGCGAGUUUUAACCCAGUCGCAUUCGACAUUGCUAAUCACUUCUGUGAGAUGGCUGCUGAUUACCAUACAUCAACACCACAUGUGUUGGAUUUUACGAAAUAUCCUGACACUGGGGAGCAGAGAAGAUUCGUUGAGGCAUACCUUAGCUCUGCAGGUAAAAAGCCAACGGAUGGGGAAGUUGAAGAACUGCUAGGGUUGAUAGCAAAGUACACUCUUGCGAGCCAUCUCUUCUGGGGCCUGUGGGGAAUAAUCUCGGCGCACGUGAACGAAAAUAUCGACUUCGCGUACAAGGAGUAUGCAAGGCAGCGCUUGGAUCAGUACUGGCAAACAAAACCUCGAAUUCUUGGACCCAAGUGAUGAGUCGUUGCUUUUUGUAGGGGGUCCUUGGCCAGCUAGUCAUGUGAAUUCUGUUUGUCAGUAGCGGCUAGUAGCUGCCAGUUUUUGACUGCAGAUUGUUCAGCUCGCUGUGACCUGUGUCGUGACCAUAUUCUUGACUUACGGGGUGUAAUUAUUUUGCCUGGUCUUAGGCUAAGGUAACCAGUCUUUCUAUCCUAAUGUAAAUAGUACAGUCUAUAAUGACCUUAUCCUCACAUGGUUCUGAACACAAUUUCUGCUGGCUGACGGUUCGAAUU
Messenger RNA from Zea mays, 1817 nucleotides. RefSeq lists its product as uncharacterized. Gene Ontology annotation, biological process: phosphatidylethanolamine biosynthetic process; phosphatidylcholine biosynthetic process. The record is from RefSeq and is a predicted model, not a curated record. Lineage: Eukaryota; Viridiplantae; Streptophyta; Magnoliopsida; Poales; Poaceae. Gene Ontology annotation, molecular function: ethanolamine kinase activity; choline kinase activity. The coding region runs from base 310 to 1542 and encodes 410 amino acids. The transcript is spliced from 8 exons. Gene Ontology annotation, cellular component: cytoplasm.